CCACAGAAGAAGAAGUAAACACUCACAGCCUCACAGGUCACCGGUAUCCUGAUUCUGUCUUGACGGUAGGAAGAGGAGAAAUCCGUCUGGAAUUUUGCGUUGAGCUUUUAACCGGCGACAGGAUCUCAGACAACAUCUGAAGUCUCUUUUCAUUUAUUUGUUUUACUGAAUCACAUCACCAUGACCAAGAAGAGAAGCGGAAACCGCGAGACGGAAAACAGUCAUCUACUUGCGGAGAAACCGAGGCCCUCAAAAGAAAGUCAAACGAUUGAAGGAGCCAAAUCCUCUGGAGGAGCCUCCGCCCGCAUGUCAAUCCUCAUCCUCAUCACCAUCUUUGCCUGUUCUGCUUGUGUCAUGUAUCUGGUGUUCAAUAAUUUCCCAGAACUAAAUGAAGAUGAGAAGGAAAAGAUCAAAAUUCCUAAAGACAUGGAUGAUGCAAAAGCAUUGGGGACAGUAUUGUACAAAUACAAAGACACUUAUUAUACUCAAGUACUGUUGGCGUACUUUGCUACAUACAUCUUUCUUCAGACGUUUGCCAUCCCAGGCUCCAUAUUCCUCAGUAUACUUUCUGGUUAUCUGUACCCUUUUCCUCUAGCCCUCUUCCUGGUCUGUCUGUGUUCAGGUCUUGGAGCGUCCUUUUGCUACAUGCUGUCAUAUUUAGUUGGGAGGCCUUUGGUCUAUAAGUACCUUACAGAGAGGGCUCAGAAGUGGUCACAGCAGGUAGACCAUCACAGAGAGCACCUUAUUAACUACAUGCUUUUCUUGAGAAUAACUCCUUUCCUUCCAAACUGGUUCAUCAACAUCACCUCACCGGUCAUUAAUGUGCCUUUGGGUGUCUUCUUCCUGGGCACCUUUCUUGGAGUGGCACCUCCAUCGUUUGUGGCAAUAAAUGCAGGGACGACGCUGUACAAACUGACCACAGCCGGAGAGGCAGUGUCCUGGAACUCAGUCCUCGUUUUGGUGGCUUUGGCUGUCGUCUCCAUCCUGCCCGUCUGUUUUCGGAAAAAACUCCAGCAGAAGCUUGAGUAGACUUCUUCAGCACUCCUUGAUUCAGCUCAGGAACUAUACUUGUCAUCUAAACAUCUCUUUUUGUGUUUUUUUAUGCAUGUACAAAAAGCCCUCGUGUUUCAUACGAUGGCAUUCAAGGAUUGUGAGUGACAGACUGGCUCUCUGUCGUUCCUCCAAUACUUUUAAGGGAUAAACAUACCGUCAACACUAACUCACUAUGGUCAAGCAAUAUAUUUGUCUCGAUUUCUUGGAAUGUGUUUUCCAAUAUUUUUCCAAAAACAGCAAUGCUAUUUUAAACAAUUCUAGGAGUGGAGUUGUAAGAUACACUGGAAAUAUUUUUUCUUUCUUCUGCAGUUACCGAAUUUAAAUGGAAAGUGCCAUUUGAUCCUCUUUAAUAUUCCAGUAUGGAUGAUGAUAAUAGGAUAUUACCUGAAUCAGAAACUUGGUGAGGGUUAGAUUCUUUUUUAAUGGAUCAUAAUUUUAAGAUUAAACUAAAAAUUAAACUGCGGAUAAGGUAAUAGUGCUUCUCUCUUAAUGGUACAAGAGGUAAUUUUUACUGUAAACAUUUGAUACAUUUGGGCGAUACCACAAUAGUAUUACAGAUUAAGACUAUAGAUUGCAUUCGUUUAGAUUUGCUCUGCCUUAUUUUAAGUACUAGAAAUUCAAUGCAUAGCCUCAUUUCAUGACCAUUGUAGCGUUUUAUACACUUUGCCUGACAUUUACAGCAAACUUCAGUGGUCUAAAAUAAAAAAGCACAUCCUUUAGAAAUGGUCCAUAUGCCAAAUAGUUUUCUUUCAGUGAAAUAGUUUAUAGUUUGAGUUAUAAUGUAAACUCACACUGGAUAUAAUGUUUCAUUAUUUUCAUUUUAGCCACAUAACACAGGGAAGUAUUAAUUCAUGAGCAUUACGCCGCAAUGCAAUGUGUACACCUGGUUGAUAUUGUCGAUCGGUUUAGGUUAUUUUCCUGGACCUAGUCACGCCAAACUACUGUGAAGGAUUGUAAAUGGGAUAUGUCUGUUUAAUCGAUGCAAACCAGUCUUAAAAUUAUCCUCAGUCUUACAUUUGUCUUAUUGCUAAGAGACUAUUUUUUGUGUGCAUUUCCUAAGUCUAUAAGGCUUCUUGGUUCACACCUCAUUCAAUUUAUUUUCACAUAUUGGAUUAAUUUAUAUCAACUGUUUUAAUCGUGUCACAGUCGACAUUCAGUUAAUCAUAUUCCCAACAGCUGUAAUAGGAAAUUGGGCAUGGGACAUGGUUAUUUUUCUGUUUCAGGUCUCAGCAAAUUGUAUUGCUUGUAAUGAUUAGUUAAUAUAAUCUCUCUGACUCCCUUUAAAAUAGUUGAGUUGUACUUAUAACUUUUUUUGUUACUUUUUUUGUACAGAGAUGUAUCUGAUCCAUAAUUUAAAAUGAUUGAUUGCAGUAUUACAUAACAUUUAAUUAAAAAACUAUUGUCAUUGUUCAUCAUUUUUAAAAGCUAUUCAUUGAUAUCUGUGCAACUUGAGAAAUGUAAUAAUAAAAUAUUUAUUAUUGAAUGACUAAA
Molecule: messenger RNA, 2544 nt
Organism: Misgurnus anguillicaudatus (oriental weatherfish)
Lineage: Eukaryota; Metazoa; Chordata; Actinopteri; Cypriniformes; Cobitidae
Source: RefSeq, a predicted model, not a curated record